AUGGAGUCCUUCGUGAUCAAGACGCCCUGCUCCAGCGCAAACAUCGGGCCCGGCUUCGACGUCAUUGGCCUUGCGCUCUCCGUGUAUCUCGAGCUGCAUGUCACGAUUGAUCGCUCCAAGACCAGGUCCGAACACCCUCUCAACUGCAGAGUGACGUACGAGGGCCAGGGUGAAGGCUCCGACGAUAUUAGCCUGGAUCCGCAGAACAACCUCAUCACCAGGGUUGCGCUCUACGUGCUGCGAUGCCACGACCAGCGCAGCUUCCCCGUCGAGACGCACGUCCAUAUCAAGAACCCGAUUCCGCUGGGGAGGGGGCUGGGAAGCUCGGGAGCGGCUGUGGUGGCUGGUGUCCAGCUGGGCAAGGAAGUUGGGAAGCUGCACCACUUGACCCAGGAGCGGCUGUUUGACUAUUGCUUGAUGAUUGAGAGACACCCGGACAACGUCGGCGCGGCGCUCUUUGGAGGAUUUGUUGGAACGUACCUCAUGCCAUUGAAGCCCGAGGAUGCCUCCAGAGUCGAAGUUCCGUUGAGUGAAGUGCUGCCCAACCCGGCGGGAGGCGUCGAUACUGGCAAGAGGCCCCCAGAGCCUCCCAAUGGCAUCGGUCACCACAUCAAAUUUCCGUGGAACAAGGAGAUCAAGGCCGUGGCCAUCAUUCCGGACUUUAUCGUGCCCACCCACGACGCCCGAGCCGUCUUGCCACCAAACUACCAGCGUACCGAUGUCGUAUUCAAUCUGCAGCGGAUAGCCCUGCUUCCCGUUGCCCUUGGUCAAUCGCCACCGGAUCCUGAACUCAUCAACCUGGCUAUGCAAGACAGAGUCCACCAGCCAUACCGCCAGACCCUCAUUCCUGGUCUGAACGAAAUUGUUCAAUCCAUGUCGCCCAAGACCACGCCCGGAUUCCUCGGCGUAUGCCUUUCCGGCGCCGGCCCCACCAUCUUGGCCCUCGCCGUGUCCAAUUUUGAGGACAUUGCCAACCAGAUUAUCGCUACUCUGAGGAAACACAACGAGAAGAAGGAUCUUGCCUGCCAGUGGCUAGUCUUGGAGCCUGCGGAGGGAACUCACGUUAUUCGAUCAAGUUGA
Molecule: messenger RNA, 1080 nt
Organism: Trichoderma atroviride IMI 206040
Lineage: Eukaryota; Fungi; Ascomycota; Sordariomycetes; Hypocreales; Hypocreaceae
Biological process (GO): L-threonine metabolic process
Molecular function (GO): homoserine kinase activity; ATP binding
Source: RefSeq, a predicted model, not a curated record